Messenger RNA from Brassica napus (rape), 682 nucleotides. Its product is annotated as UPF0426 protein At1g28150, chloroplastic. Bases 132 to 506 code for a protein of 124 amino acids. NCBI's taxonomy places the organism in Eukaryota, Viridiplantae, Streptophyta, Magnoliopsida, Brassicales, Brassicaceae. The record is from RefSeq and is a predicted model, not a curated record. The transcript is spliced from 3 exons.
CUAUAAAUAAUUGGAAAGUAAAAAAAAAAAAAGAGGAAAUUAGAUUUUAAAAAUGCAGAAAAGCUGAGAAGUCUGGCUGUGCUUUUCUGCUCGAGUCUGAUAUUUUCUGAGCAGAGGAAGAAAAAGAAGCGAUGGGUUUCGUCCUAAUCUCUUGUCCCCCGUCCUCCCUCGUCCUUGUCUCUCGGCUUCACCAGUUCUCCGCCGGAAUCAAAAACAGUGAAAUUUCGGUUGGUCGUCAAGUUUCUCCGACCCGUAGAACCCUAAUUGCAAAACCAUGUUGUUUCAAUCUUCCUCAGGAACCUAUUCUCUCAGAGGCUCUCAAGGAGCCAAUUGCAUUUGUGGGUGGGAUGUUUGCUGGACUACUUAGACUCGAUCUAAACGAUGAACCGCUUAAGGAAUGGGUGACGCGAACUGUUGAAGCCUCUGGAAUUACGGAAGAGGAUGUUGGUGGAGAUGGGAUGGCCUCCAAAGAAGAAGAAUCUCCUCAGCAGAUUGAGAUUGAAUGAGGUCAUUGUCCUUUAGUAUGCUUGCCCUUGUGUAUGUAUGUGUUGUUUAUGUAUGAAGAAAACCUAAGGCUUUCAAGAUAUCUUGCCCCUAUGUGUCUUAAUAAAAUGAUGAAAACACUAAGAGAGUGGUCAUCUUGUAAUAGAACUGAAAGAAUAUUACAAUUUACUAUGUAUCA